This is a messenger RNA of Periconia digitata, 1454 nucleotides long. The record is from the annotation of a GenBank genome assembly. Lineage: Eukaryota; Fungi; Ascomycota; Dothideomycetes; Pleosporales; Periconiaceae.
UUUCCUCGAAUAUCGUUCAAUGCUGUUGAUUGCGUUGACAGUUGAAUGCCUACCCCACGAAGCUGAGUAAUCGCCAUGACGCCAUUCGAUGGUUUCCCAUCGCCAUAAAUAUAUUUUGCGGCCCAACUACCAGCUUCAAUUAACCCCCACUAUUUCCCCUCCAAAAGAAAAUCCAGAACAGGAAAAAGAGAAGGGCCAGAAGAAAAAUCAAAGCAUCAUGAAGGCAUAUUGGUUCGACAAUCUCCCAGGCGACCAGCGUCUCCCCCACGACUCCGACCGUCCCGUAACCGACGAAUAUCUCUCCAAGCUCGGUAUCCUGCACUUCAACUACCCCGAUAUCGAGGAUGUGAAUGCCCUCGCCUCGUCGCGCUCGUACAAAAACCGCGAUGAGGUCACAAUAUCCCCCACCACCAUGGGCGAUGCGUACGAGGAGAAGGUGAAGAACUUUUUCCACGAGCACCUACACGAGGACGAGGAGAUUCGGUAUAUUUUGGAUGGGGGAGGCUACUUCGAUGUUCGGAGCGAGGACGAUGAUUGGGUGAGGAUCAAGCUCGAGAAGCAUGAUUUGAUGAUCAUGCCGGCGGGUAUAUACCACCGGUUUACAACGGAUGAGGCAAACUACACCAAGGCCAUGAGGCUAUUCAAGGAAGACCCGAAAUGGACGCCGUUGAACCGGGGGAGCGAGACAGAUGACAACCCGUAUCGGAAGGACUACAUCAAAAACAGGGCCACCCUUGCGACAGCGGUAAACUGAUGGGCAAUGGUUGUCGGUAUCAUAGCCAAGUCUGGUUGGAAUAUAAAUGCAUGAUUUGAGCUUGAGCAGACAAACAAGCACUGUGAUCAACCGUUCUUUAUCCUAUGUUCGGUUUCGUAUGUUUGGCAUGACAACGUAGUAAUUUGUACACUAAGAACGGAUGGAUAUAUAACAUGGACCACGCGCUACCAAAAAGGAAUCCAAGAGCAAAUGUGAAGAAACCAGGAUAACCGACCAACCCAACCCAACCAAUGCAAAACAUCCACUCCUUUUUCCCAGACACUUAGCAUCCUCCACCUCCACCUCCACCCCCGUCACCACCACCGCCGCCGCCUCCUCCUCCAUCACCUCCAUAUCCUCCACCAAAGUACCCUCCCGUGUAUCCAGCCGAGUACCCUCCCCCUCCCCCUCCGCCGUACCGCUUUUUCUGCUUCUUCGUCAUGCGAGCGGGUUGCUGGUAGUAGUCUACCGGUUGUUGGUGUUUGGAUGAUGUACAGCCCAUAUUGUUCCAACCCAAUUCCCCUUUGCUGAUUCUCUGUUUAAGUUGGCUUAUUUGCAACAAGUUUUUGUUGUGUGGGUUGUUUCGUUUCUUCCCGGGGUUUAUAAUGUCUGAACGCUCGGGACGAGAAAGCAGCACGGUUUGAUGGUGGCUGUGGCUGUGGUUGGACUUGUUGCUGUUGUUGUUCUUGUUGUUGGAUUC